AUGGCCUCUGUUAUAGUAGUGGAUACUGAAUUGGAAGAUUCUAUUAGAGAAUAUAGUCAAAUUAUUGACAGUAUAAACAAAACUACUGAUUUCUCCACCGCCAUCAAAUCAUUAUUACCAGAAGCUUCAUGGAAUCAACAAGAAUUAUCAACUCAAAUUAAACAAGAUUUAAAUAAAGAAAUUUUAAAAGUUUCAACUAGUGAAAAUUUGAAAAAAUUAACUGAUAAAGAAUUUGAACCAACUUUUUAUUUGUUGAUUCAUAUUUUAUCUAAACUUUCUAGUCAAGAUGAAGUUUUAAAUAAUGUUGAUUCACCAGUUUAUUCAAUUUUAUUUGAAACUAAUCCUCAACAACCACCAUCAUUAAGAGAUAGAAGAUCCAUUAAAUCAACUUCUAUUUUAUCAAUCUUGAGUACAAUUUUCAACUUGUUACCAAAUGAAUCUAAAACUAGAGUUUAUGUAUUGAAGAAUGUUUUAAAAGUUAUUAAAACUUCAGGAAUUGAUUUCAGUUUAAUUCAAGAUAAUAUUGGUUCUAAUUUAAUUAAUUGGUUGAAAGAAAGUAAAAGUAAUGAAGAUGAAAUUAAAUCUCUUUUCUGGGAUUUCAUUGAAUUGGAUGGUGAAUAUAGUCAAAAAUCAUUAAAUUACAUUAAAUCAUUCACUCAAUCUAAUAAUUUAUCUAAAGAAGAAUUAAUUAAAUUGAUUAAAUGUGCAUUAUCUUCUAAAGUUGUUGAUGUUUCAUAUUUGGUUAAUAAUAAUGUUGCAAAAUCUUUAUCUACUAAUCAAUCUGAACCUUUGGUUGUUAUUUUCAAAAAAUAUGUUCAUGGUGAAAUCAUUUCAAUUGAUCAAAUCCCAUCUGAUUUAUCAUCUCAAGGUAAAUUUAUUAAUUCCAAGAGUAAGAUUUUAGCAUUAGCUAAAUAUUUCGCUGAUUCUACUACUACUGGAUCUGAUCAUGAUGCUGUUGUUUUCAAAUAUAAUGAAAUUCCAAAUGUUGAAUCAAGUUUAGAAUUUGAAGAAAUUUUAAUUGAAGCUAUUAAAUCCGGUGUUAUUGAAGGUAAAUUAAACCAACUUGAAGAAACUUUCUAUUUAACUAGAGUUAAUAGAUUCAUAAUUGCUGGUGAAGAUAACAGUAAAAAUUGGGCUCAAGUUAAAUUGGCUUUGGAACAAUGGCAAAAUUCUUUAGCCAACAUUAAUGAUAUUGUUAAAGCUGCUAGAGAAAACAUUGUUAACAAUAACACUAAUUAA
Candida tropicalis MYA-3404 is the source of this 1239-nucleotide messenger RNA. RefSeq lists its product as uncharacterized. Gene Ontology annotation, biological process: cytoplasmic translational initiation. Bases 1 to 1239 code for a protein of 412 amino acids. The transcript has a single exon. The record is from RefSeq and is a predicted model, not a curated record. Gene Ontology annotation, cellular component: eukaryotic translation initiation factor 3 complex. NCBI's taxonomy places the organism in Eukaryota, Fungi, Ascomycota, Pichiomycetes, Serinales, Debaryomycetaceae.